AAUCAUAAAACAUAUAUCAGGUCUAGUACUUCCUCAUUCACGCAGUAAAAAGUUAUCCUACUUAUGAUAUAUUCGCUUCAUUCUUGCGUUAGAAAUGUUUGAAUUAUACAGUAAUAAACGUACAAAAAUGUUGAUAUCUGCUUUAAUUAUAAUGGAAAUUAUCAUUUCUGUCAAAUCAUGGCCAUGUGUAUCACCAAUCAGAAAAGUGUACAGUCGUGUAAACUCUGGUGCUGUUCUUCAGUUUUCUGCUGACCUGAUCGAUCUUAGUUCACCGAAACAGUUUGAGGUCAAGUUUCAUGAUGGUAUUGGUAUCAAGGCACGUAUAAUAUACAAUCCAGACAAGACUUUUACAACUGACGCGUUAUCAGGUGUCAGUAUAACAGGAGAUACUGAUGGGAAGGUAGUUGUUACACUGGCUAAUGUUCAACAAAGCAAUGCUGGAGUUUACACAAUGGCCUCUGCAGGAUUAUCAACAAAAUGUAAUUGUCUGUACAUUUUAG
Messenger RNA from Ruditapes philippinarum (Manila clam), 500 nucleotides. RefSeq lists its product as uncharacterized. The transcript has 2 exons. NCBI's taxonomy places the organism in Eukaryota, Metazoa, Mollusca, Bivalvia, Venerida, Veneridae. The annotation marks the transcript as partial. The record is from RefSeq and is a predicted model, not a curated record.